Molecule: messenger RNA, 687 nt
Organism: Cladocopium goreaui
Lineage: Eukaryota; Dinophyceae; Suessiales; Symbiodiniaceae
Source: the annotation of a GenBank genome assembly
AUGGCAACAAAUGCCAACCAGUCCCAAAAGUUGGACAUGCUGAUGCGACGCCUCUACGCCAUUGGGGCACCCAAGGCAGGGAUGAAGGUAUGCGCGCUGCUACUGGUCAUAACCUGCAUGGGCGGAGGCUGGAUCUUGGAGCAGCCAAGAUCCAGUCAACUCAUUUGGUUGCCGCGGGUACGGGCCACAUUCAGGAUGCUUCCCAAGGUGUUCCAGGCUUCAUGGUGGAUGGCAUUGUAUGGUGGUUUGACGCCAAAAAGGCACAUUGCCUACUCGAAUACAAAAACAAUUCAGUUGUUGGACCUAGGAGUCCUCCUGAAAGAGGUCAGGGAAAAACUAUCCAAACAUGGAUGUCAGAGCACUCGAUCCUACCAGAACAAGGGAAAGAAGGUCUUUGCUGGGACCCAAUUUCUGAAACAGACGCAGACAUACCCACCGAGAUUUGCCAAACGAGUCACCAAGUACUACAAACGCUUCUGCACCCAGGGGAAUGGACACUUCCCGCCAGAGGCUGAUGAUGGGGUUCUGACAUCGUUUCAAAUCUUAGCUUUACUUCAAGAACAAACAGAGAAUGACCUAUGGUUAGAUGCUCAGCUUAUGGAAUCAUUUAUGUAUUUGAGAGGCUCAAAGAGCCUGGAGCUUGGCGAAUUGCGCCAGGUCUUGCCAAGUUCCAUUCCUCUCCCAUGA